Aspergillus wentii DTO 134E9 is the source of this 1104-nucleotide messenger RNA. Its product is annotated as mRNA splicing protein PRP18. The coding region runs from base 1 to 1104 and encodes 367 amino acids. NCBI's taxonomy places the organism in Eukaryota, Fungi, Ascomycota, Eurotiomycetes, Eurotiales, Aspergillaceae. The transcript has 2 exons. Gene Ontology annotation, biological process: RNA splicing; generation of catalytic spliceosome for second transesterification step. The record is from RefSeq and is a predicted model, not a curated record. Gene Ontology annotation, cellular component: U2-type post-spliceosomal complex; U5 snRNP; U4/U6 x U5 tri-snRNP complex.
AUGGAUUUCGCGGCUCUUAUGUCGAAGGAAAUUUCCAAGGCCAAAGGUCCCGCCACCCCCAGCUCAGCAUCAUCAGAAUCAGAAAAACCCAAAGCCACAGGAAAGAAAUAUGCUCGUCGCGGAGAAGAAGAAGCCGCUCGAGUCGCCGCAUACAAUGAAGAACAAGAAAGACUGCGACGCGAACGAGAAGAACGCUACACACAAAAACGCAAACUGGAAGAGGAGGAGGCAGACCGUAAGCGUGAACGCGAGGACAAAAAGCGAAGACUGGCCGAGGAAUCACGCAAGAAGAGAGAGGAGCAGGAGGCCAAGGUGGAACGAGAACGAAGGAAGAAACUGGGCUUGCCCGAGCUGCCUACCCCGAGCGACAAGGACGACACCCCGCUGGCCGAUGCAGAGGAAGACAUACCAGAUGAGGAACUCACGGAGAAGCUGCGAGAAUUGAACGAACCAACCCUCCUCUUUGGAGAGAACCACAACACCCGUCUGCGACGCUAUCGCAAACUCGUCGAACGUGCUGCGCAGCCCAAAUUAUCCGACGGACCCAUCCCCACGACCCUGGAGCUGGUCCCUGAGAUCGACAUGAAGAUUUCCAGUACAGUUCCUAAAGAAAAGGAAGCACGCCACUUCCUCGCCAGGCAACUGGCUUCGUACUUCAACAUGCUCCUUUCAGAAUGGGAGAUCGCCCUGGCAAAACGCGACCUGUCAAUCAGGGAGAGCUUUCAGGGUAAACAAGCCUACAAUGCAAUGGUGCAGUCAAGGGAGAACAUGAAACCACUGUUUCGGAAACUCGAAAAGGAGGAGCUCGACAAAGGUGUUCUAGAGCCGAUUGUUGAAAUCGCUCACAAGGCUCAGCAGCGGAGAUAUGUCGAUGCAAACGAUGCUUAUCUACGAUUGAGUAUUGGAAAAGCAGCAUGGCCCAUUGGUGUAACCAUGGUUGGUAUCCACGAGCGAUCAGCACGAGAAAAGCUACACCAAGGCGACCAACAGGCACACAUUCUGAGUGACGAGCUUACACGCAAAUACCUCCAAAGCAUCAAACGGUGUCUGAGCUUUGCUCAAGUUCGGUGGCCUCCAGAUGACCAGCUGCAGAUGAUGGGUUAG